Messenger RNA from Perognathus longimembris pacificus (Pacific pocket mouse), 512 nucleotides. Its product is annotated as cytochrome c oxidase subunit 7A2, mitochondrial. The record is from RefSeq and is a predicted model, not a curated record. Gene Ontology annotation, biological process: regulation of oxidative phosphorylation; mitochondrial electron transport, cytochrome c to oxygen; mitochondrial respirasome assembly. The coding region runs from base 119 to 370 and encodes 83 amino acids. Lineage: Eukaryota; Metazoa; Chordata; Mammalia; Rodentia; Heteromyidae. The transcript is spliced from 4 exons.
GGCACGGCGGCCUGCUUCCGGCGCGCCCGGUCGGGAAGCGGUUCCGGUUCCGGUUCCGGAGUGGUGGCUCUCGCUCCGCUGUUCUCUCGUCCGGGUCGGCCGUGCUCACCGAGCCAGGAUGCUGCGGAAUCUGCUGGCUCUUCGUCAAGUUACCCAGAGAACCAUCAGCACUGCUCCACGCCGGCACUGGCAAAACAAAGUUCCAGAAAAACAAAAGCUGUUUCAGGAGGAUAAUGGAAUUCCAGUGCAUCUGAAGGGCGGGAUGGCCGACGCCCUCCUGUACAGAGCCACCAUGUUCCUCACAGUUGGCGGAACAGCGUACGCCAUCUAUCAGCUGGCUGUGGCUUCCUUUCCCAAGAAGCAGAACUGACUGGAGCCCCGGCCGCGGCCCGGCCCCGCGCCCUCCAUCCCGCCGCGGACCAGCGCUGUCCUGAGUAACCCAGCUCUCCCUUGGGGAUCAAUAUUUAUUGACUUGUACUAACUACCACCACAAUAAAGCGGGCUUUACCAUG